Messenger RNA from Perca fluviatilis (European perch), 476 nucleotides. RefSeq names its product spexin hormone (gene spx). Gene Ontology annotation, molecular function: neuropeptide hormone activity. Lineage: Eukaryota; Metazoa; Chordata; Actinopteri; Perciformes; Percidae. The coding region runs from base 67 to 435 and encodes 122 amino acids. The transcript is spliced from 6 exons. The record is from RefSeq and is a predicted model, not a curated record.
GUAUCCUGAACCUUUUACUUUCUCAUCCUCUCUGCUGGACACCGGGCUCACAGGAUCUCUGACACCAUGAAAGGUUUGAGGUCAAUCACAUUAACUUAUGUAGGCCUACUCACCCUUUUACUGCUGGCCUCAUUUAUCUCGCAGUCGUGGAGCGCACCGAAGGGCUCUUUCCAACGGAGAAACUGGACCCCGCAGGCUAUGCUGUACCUCAAGGGCACUCAGGGACGAAGAUUCAUCUCAGAGGACCGAAAAGAAGGCGAUGUCUAUGACACAUUACACUUAGAGACCCGCAGUCAGAACACAGAGAAGCUGAGCGUGGACCAGGCGGCCACCGUCCUGCUUAACUUCCUGCAGCAGGCCAGAGAGGCAGCCGAUGAAAACCCAGAUGAGGUGUAUUUCCAGGAGCUGCCAGUGUGGAAGAGAGAAUACUUCUGAUCGUCUUUCAUACAUUUCUAAAGCUGAUAGAUAACACAUCU